GCUGCCCCGUGAGGGAAUCCGAAGCCGUGCAGCUCGGCGAGCUGGGUUUCUGUGAGCCGCUUCGGCGCGGAGCUUAGUGGUUCCGACCGAUGCUUCACAGUCCCGAAGGCUCUGGACGUCCUGCAUGGAGGAGGACUUUGCUUCUUCAGGACUCCUUGGCCCAGAGUAUGCAUCGCCUCCACAGUAACAGGCUUCAGACAGAAGAGAUUGGGUCAAACUGGUUCGAACCCAUCAAGCCAACCUGACCCUGAAUUCUCUGAAAGUGGUUUUAACAGAAAAAAAAACAACUUUACAAUCUGUUCUUUAUGUCACUAUCAUCCUGUGAAUCUUCAUGUGACCAAAUGGCCACCAUGUUUUACUCCUUCUCCAAAGCGGGACCAUAAUCUGCUCAGCAUCAGCUUGUCUCAAAGGACCCCUUCACCCGGGUCGAAAUGCACCAGCUGUUUAGUCAGGUGCUGGGCCAGAGAGACCUGUCCAGAGCAGGAGAUUUGUUCUCUCUAGAGGACACGGACAUCGAAGACUGUCUGUCUCAAGCUCUGGACCAGAUCAAAGACAUCUCCUGCUCACCGGACUAUUUGACCAAUGACAACGAUCAGGCUGUGGUUGAGAUCUGCAUCACACGCAUCACCACAGCCAUCAGAGAGACCGGUUCCAUCGAGAAGCACAGCAGGGCACUGGUGGGCCUGUGGGAGUCAUGUCUGGAGCACAACCUGACCCCUCAAGGGGAAAACACAGAGGACACACCGCAUGCGAAGAUAGCCUCUGACAUCACCAGCUGUAUCCUACAGAACUACAGCUGUCCGUCGGUCAUGGUGCUGGCUGUCCCGGUGGCGGUGCGCUUCCUGCAGAGGGGGAACAGGGGGCUGAGCAGGAACAUGUCCAGUUAUCUCUCCCUGGCUGCCAUAGCCAAGGUGGAUCUGCUGGCUGAACAUGCAGAGGCCAUAACCCUCAGUGUGCUGGGAGGUAAUCACAUGCUGUUACGAGUGCUCCCCUCAGUCUAUCCCAAACAACCGGACACCAUCCACCAUCACCUCAGCAAGCUCACAGCAAAGAUGACACAACUGGAGUCAGCAGAGAAACCACACCUGAUCUGUCUCAUUCAGAUGAUUGCUGACCAACACCCACUCAUGCUGAGCCCCCAUGUUCCUGCACUGAUCAGUUAUGUGUGUGACCACUCGCUGACCGAGGCUCUGCUCGGUGCUCUGGUGGAUGUAGCCCAGGCCAGUCCUUCAUCGUUCGUCAGCUUUCUGCCCGCACUGAGGCUUGUGGGACAGCAGUCCACUGCUUACCUGGGUAAUGUGGCCAAAAUUCAUGGAGCUGUGGGCAUCAUUAGUGAGACUCAUGCUCACAGCUCACUGAUCUACCUGGUGUCUCUCCUGGGCAGCAUGGAGCACUGCUUCCAUCACACCCUGCUGCUGGAAAUCAAAGCUCUGACGGAUCGCUACCCAUCUUUACUGGGAGGCAGCGGCAAAGACAUCUACAGGAUGAGCAACUCCUUCGCUGCUAUAGCCAGGCUGCUGGCACGUCGACUGGAGGAAAACACUGCCGCUCAUUCCAGGUUGGAAACGUUGGGAGUGGACGAGGCAGGGCCGUCUCUUUCAGCUGGAAGCAGAGGAGGAGGUGGAGGGGCGACAGAGCAGCUGCUGCAGGUAAAAAUCCAGGGCUUUGAUGAGAAGAUGGGAGCAGAGGAGGAGGAAGAGGUCGGGGACGAAUCCCCAGCUCCUCAGCGACGCUACAGCCUGACCCAAGCCAUCAGGGAGGAGAGGAGGGAGAUGAGAUUCAACAGAUCAAAGAGCCUGGCUCUCCAUGCAGUGCGCUCAUGCUCCAUCGACUCAGACACGGCRGAGGAUGGCGAAGGGGCGGAGCAAACCACAGACAGCUGCUUCCCCAACACGUUGUCCUAUCAGCUCUCCGAAAACUGUGAAGUUUCACCGUCUGAGAGGAAGCCGACAGGUGACGGCUCCCUGCCCGUCGCAGCUCCGCCCAACGCUGACGCCAGAAAGGAGGCUGCGUGUGCUCCAACCGGAGGGAUGAACGGAAGGAAAGAGGAGGGGGAGGAAGAUGAUAAAGUCUUCGUCCAUUUUAAAGACAACAUGGAGACGAUCAGAGAGUUCUGUAGGGACAUGGUGCGGCAGAUCCCAGUCCCAGAGCACUGUGUGAUUGAAGAUUCACAUAGAGGGUGUGUGGCCAAGCUUUCCUUCUCCUGCCCUCUGAAGGGCUUCUACUGCCUGUAUGCCAAGUCCUGCUUCAACCUGACGAGCCAACAACCUCACCUUUGGAUUCACGUCAUGCUGCUGCAUUUACAGAGUAAGUCCAGUGUUCCUCUGUCCACCAGAGACAAGUGUGUCCAAAGACUGUCUUCACUUUGGGAGAAGACACAGCUGAAAGGAUCUCACAGCUUUUCCAUGGCCAUGACUCAGCACACCACCCCACAGAGGAAGGACCUGGACAUCCUUCAGAUGCAGCUGGAGGAGGUACGCUUCUUUGAUCUGUUUGGUUACAGUGAGGAGGAGGGCAGCUGGCUCUGCUUCAUGUGUAACAACCCUGAAAAGGCCACAGUUGUGAACCAGGAGGGACAACCGCUGAUCGAAGGAAAGCUGAAAGAGAAGCAGGUGCGAUGGAAGUUCAUUAAAAGAUGGAAAACGCGUUACUUCACCUUGGCAGGAAACCAGCUGCUGUUUCGCAGGGGAAAAUCUAAAGAUGAGCUGGAUGACAUCCCCAUCGAGCUGAGCAAGGUGCAGAGUGUCAAGGUCGUAGCUAAGAAGCGCAGAGAUCGGGGUCUGCCGCGGGCCUUUGAAAUCUUCACAGACAGCAAGACAUACGUGCUGAAAGCGGAAGAUGAGAAGCACGCCGAGGAGUGGCUGCAGUGCAUCAACGUGGCUGUGGCUCAGGCCAGAGAGAGGGAGAACAGGGAGGCCACCACCUACCUGUGAGACCCCCGACAACAUGGAGACGGAUGCAAAGGUGCAGCUUAUCAAACCCCAAGUUUCAAUCUAACACAGGGGGUUUCCUCCUAAACAAUUACACACAACAACCGGUUCUUUGGUUUUUAUAACUUUAUGAAUGUCACUUAAAAAAAGACUUUUUAUCAUGACUUUUUUUUUAUUUGUUUUGAGACUUGAAACUAGCAACUUCCUGUUACAGCUCAUCAUAGCCUGCUCAUUUCUUACCCUGGAGACCAUAAAUGAAUGAACACCUGGAUGUUGCACCUUUUGUUGCUCAGAUGUGAAAAACUGUCGAAACAACCAAUUUGGGGAUUUCUGAGUGAACUGCCGAGGACGACUGAGAYGUUUUUGAGUCAGCUUUGCAACAAAUAUUUAAUGGGAGCACGGAUCCCGUUUGGACUUGAAGUAAUAAUGAGACUGAAUUUUCUGGAAGCUGGAAAAAUGAAGAGGAGGCUAAUGAAGAGCAGAUGGGAAGAGUCUUUGUACAUGGAGGUUUGUUUGUAAUGAGGGUACAGCAUUAAAUAAAUGCUAUAAAAUGUCA
Austrofundulus limnaeus is the source of this 3486-nucleotide messenger RNA. It is a transcript of the gene veph1, whose product is annotated as ventricular zone expressed PH domain-containing 1. The record is from RefSeq and is a predicted model, not a curated record. Bases 432 to 2933 code for a protein of 833 amino acids. NCBI's taxonomy places the organism in Eukaryota, Metazoa, Chordata, Actinopteri, Cyprinodontiformes, Rivulidae. The transcript is spliced from 16 exons. Gene Ontology annotation, cellular component: plasma membrane. Gene Ontology annotation, molecular function: phosphatidylinositol-5-phosphate binding. Gene Ontology annotation, biological process: regulation of signal transduction.